CCGUUGUAUGUUGAUUGCAUUAUAUAGCGAUUAUCAUUUUUUUGUUGAGUAUAUACUCUAAAUUCUUGUGAUUUAUAGCCAUAUAAGAUUAUUAAGUUUACAUGUUAGUUAUAGUUAUCGCUUAAAUUAAACACUGCCAUAACUAAAUCGUCUUUAAGCCAUGUUUUUUGACGACGAAGAUGAAGCAAUAUACGAUCCUGAGUUAUUUCACAUUGUUCAUGGAGAACUAUUUGAAAUAGGAGCAAAUCUAGAUGUUACACCUUACGGCUUAAGAAGUGUUCCUACACAUACUGAAGAUGGUAUACCUAUUAGGAAGUUAUAUGUAUCAAACUUACCACCUACAACCACAAGAACAGAUUUAUUUGGGGUGUUUGCUCAGUAUGGUUUUAUUAAGAGCUGCUGGUUAAGGAUGGGUGACAGAGGGCCUAACAGAACACCAGUGCCAACUUAUGCUUUUGUCACUUUUAGCAAUCCAGCAGAUGCCCACAAAGCUCUACAAGCCCCUUUACAUGAGAAGACACUAGAUGGUCGUAAUCUCAGAAUAUCUCCAGCUGAUAGUUGGCAUCAGCCAUCCGAGGAUUCAGAUGGCAGAGUACAAUGGAAGCCUAAUAUUCGCAGAGAAGAUCCUAACAGCAGUUGGAGGAGAGAUCAACAAAAUGGUAGUACAGCAGAUCCUACUGUUACUAUUGAAAGUGAGAACAUUGAAACAAUUAGCAACGAAAUAAUUAAUGACGAGACUGAAGAUGACAGACCUUAUAAUAUAUUGGAUAUACUCAACAGAGAUUGUUUGUCACACAUUUUAACUUAUGUUCCUAUUAGAGAUCUUAUCAGAUCCGAAAGAGUUAGUAAAGGAUGGCAAAAUAUGGUUCAAGAAUAUUUCCAGGGUACGCGAACAUUCAAGACGUCGUGGUGGCAGCACGUGCCGGUGACGCUGACGACGGCCGUGCUGCGGCGCCUGCUGCAGCGACUGGGCGCGUCGCUGCUACGUUUGCAUAUCGAUCACCAUUGGUCCGCGCUCAACGACCGCACCGCGCAUACCGUGGGCAAGUUCUGUCCGCUGCUCGAGGAGCUCAAGGUGGUCGGAAUGCACACAAAAAAUUGGAACCCAUUAAUUUAUGGAUGCAAACACCUUAAAAGUCUCUCUUUUGUGUCGUGUAACAAGCUCACAGAUUCGAGUUUGGUCAAUUUAGUCAAAGGUGAUUCAUGCAUUGAAAGUCUGACCGUUGCCAACAAUACACAUGUGACUGGUUUUUUCCUCACAGGGUCCAAUCCUUCGAAACUAUCAUCUUUAGCGUUCUAUAACUGCUAUAGCCUUCAAGGCACCGUUCUCAGUGCCGCUAUAGAAAACCUACCGAGCUUAACGUCUCUCAAAUUAGACGUCUGCCCUGUCACUAUGUGGAAAAUAAUACCUCUAAUAAUAAGCAAACUGCCAAGACUCGAAGAGCUCUCUCUCAGCGAAUACACGUCCGUGGAAAUGGUUCUCAACCCUCCCGGAAAUGAUGCAUUUUGUAAUUCUUUAGCUGGCCUGACCGAUUUGAAGAUUUUGAAUUUGAGCAGAAAUAUUUACAUCACCGACGCAGUUUUGAAAACUGUGGCGCAAUCCUGUCCAAAAUUGGAAUCGCUAAACGUAUCCAGUUGUAAUUCCAGGAAGGGGUUUCCGUAUCCGGGCGUGGGCGACGAGGGCGUGGUGGCGGUGUGCGGCGCGUGCCCGGCGCUGGCGCGGCUGGACGUGUCGUACCUGGUGGCGCUCUCGGACGCGGGGCUGGCGGCCGCCGCCGGCCUGCCGCGCCUCGCCAUGCUCACCGCGCGCGGCAUGCCCGCCCUGUCCGCCGUGCCGCUCUCCGCCGUGCUGCGCGCCUGUCACCUGCUGGAGGAGCUCGAUGCUUGUGGAUGCAAUGGCGUGUCGGAGGAGGUGAUCGCCGUGGCUGCGGAUGUAUUGCGUACUAAUCCACGUCCGCUCGUGCUGCACCUGGCCGCUACCGCCGCCGCUAUCGUCGACCGACUGCAGGCACCCCCCACAAAGAGUUGGAGGGAUUGUGGAACCCAAAGUUUCUUAAAGAGCUUGCAGCAAGAGUACGAUGGUCAUAAGCUGCUGACAAUAAACCUGUAUGAAGAUCGAAGUAAUCCACAAUUGCGGCCCGAUUUCGUGGACCGCAUUUUCGAAGAGAAUUCCGAGGGCUCCUUGGACGACAUACUCUACGAUAACGAUUUCAACAAUUUUCUUGUGUCAGAUGACGAAAUGUUCCUGGGUGAGGGGUUAGACGACGACGAACAUGUUCUUGAAUUUCGUGGGCCCAAUAUAGUACUGCUUUGAAAUUAUAUAACAACUAUAUUAAAAAACUCCAUUAUCUAAUAUAGUUUUAUAGAAAGCUAACAUGGAUUUUGUAUAUUGAGUUUUGUGUAUUCAGUAAAAAUCUUUUAGUUUCAUGUGAUUGUUGAUGUCAUACAUUAUUUUUAGAGGAAUAGUUCUCAGUUAAUUUGUUUAUAAGUCUCUAUAUAUACUCUAUAUAGUGUCUCUCAAAUUCAUUGAAAUAGAUGAUAUAAAAACAGUUUAAAUAGAACCAAUGAUUAUCUAUAAUAUUUUCAAUAUAUAUUUAUCUGUGAUGUUGCAACUUAAAAUAACAAACUGAUUUUUUAGUGUUUAUUGUUACUUUAAUAUACAUAAAAAUAUAAGUAUAAGCAAAGUCUGAAAAAAUGUGAUAGAAUGUAAAUUUUUCAUGUACCUAAUGGUUUGUUUUUCAUAACUGGUAUUACUUUGUACGAUAAAUUGUAAUAAAAAGUAAAAUUGUAUGUACAAAAAACUGACAGAUUGCAUAUAGCCCAUUCAAAAUGUGUUUUAAUGCACAAGUUGUUUUAGUUUAAAGACUGUUUAAAGAUAUUCAUUACCUCUUAGUGGUGUUGCUACAGUUACUUCUGCUAUAGGAUCAAUUAUAGUGAUUGCUAGCUUCAAGCGUCAUAUUUAUGUGCUUGAGAAUAAGAUAAUUACAUCUAUGCAAAGGUAGUUUGGUCGUAAAUAUGACAAUAGGGCUAGGCCAUUGGAGAUCAUGUAAUAAGCACGCUGUGACACAAUAUAUUUAUGUAAGAUGUAUAUAGGAUAUAUUACACACAUUUGUAAAUCUGACAGUUGUUUGUUAUGCAGUUGUUAAAAUGGAUCUUUUUAUAUUCUUUUUUACUAGGUGCAAUAUAAAGUGCAUGAAGUAAAUUAGCAAUUUUUAAAGUUUUUCAUAAUUUUAUAUUACAUUACUGUAUCUUUAUUAUAUUUUUUUCAAUUUUAUGAACUUGAUGCAUUGUAAUCGACAAAGUGGUUUUUAUUUUAUUUUUUUAUCAAGGUAUCAAUUUUUAUUUCAAUAAAUCAGUAACUAUUUAUAUUUUUUAACCAUUUUAAAUAGAGGCCAACCACAUCUAAUUUUGAGGUGAGUUAUAUGGGUUUAUUAUAGCAUUAUGUAGUAACCUUAAAUUAGCAUGAAGCAAGAAUUAUUAGCUUAUGUUUUUAUUGUUUUCAAUCUAUUUAUUUCUUUUCUCAUAUUUUUUUUUUUUUUU
Messenger RNA from Nymphalis io (European peacock), 3540 nucleotides. Its product is annotated as F-box/LRR-repeat protein 7-like. Gene Ontology annotation, biological process: SCF-dependent proteasomal ubiquitin-dependent protein catabolic process. Gene Ontology annotation, cellular component: SCF ubiquitin ligase complex. Gene Ontology annotation, molecular function: protein binding; RNA binding. The record is from RefSeq and is a predicted model, not a curated record. NCBI's taxonomy places the organism in Eukaryota, Metazoa, Arthropoda, Insecta, Lepidoptera, Nymphalidae. The transcript is spliced from 14 exons. The coding region runs from base 161 to 2314 and encodes 717 amino acids.